CUGUCAAACCUCCAUCUUUUAACAUCCAAGAAUUAACAAAAGUCGUUAUGUCCUCCAACAACUCCUCCACGGGCAAUACCAGCAGCUCCUCCAAGAGCAAUGCCAACAGCUCUUCCACGAACUCUGGUAGCAGCCAGAGUGAUUCCCGAUUCGUAAAGGAUAACUGGGGCAGUUACCCCAACUUCAUGGCAUCCUAUGGCCUCAAGUUUCAUGAUCAAGGCGAUUAUUCUGAGAGUCAAGCUAUCUUGAAAGGCUUGCGCGACUGCGAUGCUCAGCAGAAUCAGGGUGGAAAAUAGAGACGUGAAUGAAGUGGAACGUUGACCAACAACGUACAUACAAGAGGCCUUGAGCCAUGAUGUCUCUGAAGUUGUCCAUAGAGCUUUCUAUAUAACAAUUGCCAGACCAUAUUUCUCCUGA
Pseudovirgaria hyperparasitica is the source of this 417-nucleotide messenger RNA. RefSeq lists its product as uncharacterized. NCBI's taxonomy places the organism in Eukaryota, Fungi, Ascomycota, Dothideomycetes, Acrospermales, Acrospermaceae. The transcript is spliced from 3 exons. The record is from RefSeq and is a predicted model, not a curated record. The coding region runs from base 48 to 296 and encodes 82 amino acids.